Prunus armeniaca (apricot) is the source of this 687-nucleotide messenger RNA. Lineage: Eukaryota; Viridiplantae; Streptophyta; Magnoliopsida; Rosales; Rosaceae. The record is from the annotation of a GenBank genome assembly.
AUGUAUCAUCCCACUAGAGGCGGUGUUCGUGGUGGUCGAGAUCAAUUUAGUUGGGAUGAUGUGAAGGUUGAUAAACAUCGAGAAAAUUAUCUUGGUCACAGUAUCAAGGCACCUGUUGGAAGAUGGCAAAAAGGUAAAGAUCUACACUGGUAUACGAAAGACAAAAAAACUCAGAAUGCAGAAAUGGAGGCUGCAAAAGAGGAGAUUAAAAGAAUUAAGGAUGAGGAGGAGCAGGCUAUGAGGGAGGCUCUUGGCUUAGCUCCUAAGCGUGCAAGCAGAGGUCAAGGUAAUCGGCUUGAUAAGCAUGAGUUUUCAGAACUUGUGAAGCGAGGCUCUACUGCAGAGGACUUAGGUGAAGGGCACGCUGAAGCAGCACGUGUACAUGGUCUUGGUUUUUCAAGAGCACCUUGCCCUUGGGAUGAGUCAAGUUCCCUUCCAUCUACAGUCAAGGACGUUCCACCUGAAAUGGGAAACAUGACUGUGCCUGAUUCACCACCAAAAGAAAAAAAUAAAGAGGAAUUAGAUGAUGAAAGCAGUCGAAAGAAAAGGAGGCGUGAAGAGAGAAAGCAGGAGAAGCAUGAGAGGCGUGAAAAGCGCGAAAAGCAUGGAAAACAGCAUUCCUCAGAUGAGAGAAGGAAACACAAGAAACACAAGGAGAAGAGGAGACAUGAUUCAGACUCUGAAUAA